GUGGUGUGGAGUGGCUUAUCGAUACCUAUGAGAUCGCCGUGCUUCUCCUCCCAUCUGGGCACGCUACACCACCCACCACACCUAAUCUCGAACACACGACGCCUCCAUCCCACAGUGAUAACACCACCUCGCCCUUCCACUUCAGCGUCACGGCCAAUGACAACUGCAGGACUGGUUUUGUCGUACUGCCAUCCCUCAAGCUCGCGGGGACACGUGAACCGUGCCUGCACUGCAUACGACAUACCUACACGACGUCGACCUGCCAAGCACCAGGAUGAAGCGGGACAGUCCAUCCCAUUGACCGCCCACCGAAGAGGAUGAAUCGCCGCUGUCUGCGGGGGGCGAUACGUGCACCACCGCUUGCGCUGCAGGUCCCUGGGAGGAGAGCACCAGCGGCGAGAGCGAGCUUGGCGACGCCGCCGCUGCGGUCCUACGCCUUCCAAGCUGCAGCGCCACCCGUCCACCAGGUCUUCAACCGCCGCACGAAAUGGCUGCAGAAGGAGCGCGCCGCCGCUGACGUCGAGAGCAGCCGAGUGGCCGACUAUCUGAAAGACGAAGUGGCCGUCCGCCUCUGCGACCGGUUGCUGGACAUAAAGCGCCGUUAUCAUAACGUCCUCGACCUCGGCGCCAAUGCCUGCAACCUCGCGCGCGCCCUGACCCGGGAGAACCCAGACCCGUCCCAGCCGGCUUCGGACCGGGUCUCGACUCGGAUUGACCACCUGUUAGCGGUCGACUCGUCCGAGACGCUACUGUAUCGGGACGCGGACCUCGACUUCAACAAGCACAUCAAUAUCACGAGGCAGGUCUUGGCAGACGAGGAGACGUUGCCUUUCGAGGCCAAUUCCUUCGACUUGGUGCUAAGCUCUCUGAGCAUGCACUGGAUCAACGACCUGCCGGGUGUCCUGGCCCAGAUCAACAACAUCCUGAAGCCCGACUGCGCCUUUAUGGGCGCCAUGCUCGGCGGCGACACGCUCUUCGAGCUCCGGACGUCGCUGCAGCUAGCCGAGCACGAGAGACAAGGCGGCAUAUCACCCCACGUGUCGCCGCUAGCCGACGUCCGAGACGUCGGCGGGCUGCUGCAGAGGGCGGGCUUCAAGAUGCUAACGGUCGACGUGGACGACAUCGUCGUCGACUAUCCGGACACGUUUGCCCUCAUGCAGGAUAUGCAGGCCAUGGGCGAGGGUAAUGCCGUCAUCGGUCGCGAGAUGGGCGGUAUCCGGCGGGACGUGCUCCUGGCCAACGACGCCAUCUACCGCGAGCUCCACGGGAACGACGACGGGUCCAUACCGGCGACAUUCCGCACGAUCUACAUGAUCGGGUGGAAGGAGUCGGGAGACCAGCCCCAGCCGCUCCCACGAGGCAGCGGCGAGAUGAAUCUAAAAGAUAUCUUAGAGAAACAACGAUAAUAGAAGCAUUACCGUGUUUGUUUCAUUUUCCUUUUCAUCAAUGCGUAUCUUCUUCGUACACAGAGCUUCUCACUCCCGAGCAAAGUAGCGUCUCUCAUUUCGGACAUACAAAUAAGGGUAUCAUCAGAUGAAAUCAGGCAGCUAGGGAAGCGGAGCGGCUGGUGCUUCCAGCCGUCCAGGCGGACGCACAAGUCAAUAAAGUUGCCGAAAACUUCAUCGU
Molecule: messenger RNA, 1626 nt
Organism: Durotheca rogersii
Lineage: Eukaryota; Fungi; Ascomycota; Sordariomycetes; Xylariales; Xylariaceae
Product: S-adenosyl-L-methionine-dependent methyltransferase
Exons: 2
Coding region: 318-1406 (362 amino acids)
Biological process (GO): mitochondrial respiratory chain complex I assembly
Cellular component (GO): mitochondrion
Molecular function (GO): S-adenosylmethionine-dependent methyltransferase activity
Source: RefSeq, a predicted model, not a curated record